Molecule: messenger RNA, 597 nt
Organism: Trypanosoma brucei brucei TREU927
Lineage: Eukaryota; Euglenozoa; Kinetoplastea; Trypanosomatida; Trypanosomatidae
Exons: 1
Coding region: 1-597 (198 amino acids)
Source: RefSeq, a predicted model, not a curated record
AUGGGAUGCUCGGCAAGCUUUUCAUUCUUCCCGAGAUGCGAUACAGCGACAAACCGCAUAAAGAAACAAAGUUACAUGCUUACCGGCAGGGGUCAGGAAGUAGCAGAACAUGCAAUGACAUUGGCAGACGCCAAACCGAACCUGCCGUCUCCAAGGGAAGGAAGGAAGGAAGAGAAACGUUAUGAAAACGGGAAACCGCAAACUGGUAUCACAAACAUCCUGAUGCAGAGCCAAGCAACUGUCGAAAAUGGUGCAGGGGGACCUCUACGUCUUCGGUUGAGUGGCUUGCCCUUUCCACUGGAGGACGAUGAAGAGGGGCAAAACAUCUUCCCACAUUGUCCAAAAGCCUCACGGAGCAUCAAGGUUCGCUGGCUCCCGAGUAAAAGAAAGAGGAACACAAGGUGUAGCUGUGGUCUUUGGUUAUUCGGAUGGAGAGCGGUUCGAGCGCAGCCGUGGAUUUGCGGGAAUACGGGCGACAUCCGGGUCGCACGUAAAGAAAUAAAGGCAGCUGGGGUCCGGGGUGGAAGUUUAAAAAAGCAAACUUACAAUAGCGAUGGAAAGCUAGAGAUGAAUAAGCGCGGGCAACGUUACAACUGA